AUGUAUAUUCAGAAACCUAAAUAUGUUACAUUCGUACCAUCUAUCUAUCUAUCUAUCUAUCUAUCUAUCGAUUACAGUCUGUUCUUAUCUAUCUAUCUAUCUAUCUUUCUAUCGAUUACAGUCUGUUCUUAUCUAUCUAUCUAUCUAUCUAUCUAUCUAUCUAUCUAUUACAGUCUGUUCAUAUCUAUCAGUCUCUCUCUCUAUCUAUCUAUCUAUCUAUCUAUCUUUCUAUCGAUUACAGUCUGUUCUUAUCUAUCUAUCUAUCUUUUGUACCAUAUAUCUAUCUAUUUAUCUAUCUAUCUCUCUAUCUAUCUAUCUAUCUUUCUAUCGAUUACAGUCUGUUCUUAUCUAUCUAUCUAUCUAUCUAUCUAUCUAUCACAGUCUGUUCAUAUCUAUCAGUCUCUCUCUCUCGCUCUCUCUCUCUCUCUCUCUCUCUCUCUAUCUAUCUAUCUAUCUAUCUAUCACAGUCUGUUCAUAUCUAUCAGUCUCUCCCUAUCUAUCUAUCUAUCUAUCUAUCAACAUUUACUGGCCUGA
Messenger RNA from Acanthosepion pharaonis, 534 nucleotides. Lineage: Eukaryota; Metazoa; Mollusca; Cephalopoda; Sepiida; Sepiidae. The record is from the annotation of a GenBank genome assembly.